GAAGAAUCAGAUCAUGAUGUGUGAUAUAGGUCCAGCACGUGUGUACUUUUAUUCCAUCCUGCUGCAGGGACAUGGUUUUAAUCAGCCGAGUCGAACAUAACUGCACACUGCUCAAUACUUAGGAGGUUAUGUCUUUACCAGCUGGAAGUCUCGAGACCAAUUGCCGCAACUGCUUCAGCGGGACGGACAUCAGUACUAGUACACCGUUAAGCCACGGAAUUUAGCGGGCUUCUUCCACCACCACGGCGGUCACACACCAACAUUGGCGUUUCAAUCAAUAUCGCCUGUGCCCGCGCAGGGCUCUGAGCGCAUCUCUACUAAAAGAAACCGAAGAAUGAGGACCAGGAGAUCGAGUCUGGCGUGACAUCAUCUUCUCCGCUGUAUGACGAACAGAGGCACAAGGGGGCACAUUCGAUCGUUGACGGUCGCCUGCGAUGAUGAGGUAAGGUAGAUACUCGUAUAUGUACAUAACUUGCAGGGUAUUUGAUGAGGAAAUUGGAAUGUUCCUCAUCUACUAACAGUUGCAUCGAACUCAACGACAUCCUUUGACCUCAACGACUUACCAUACAAUUCGUGAAAUACACCUUCCACUGAACCAAACCAACCUAUCCACAGUCUGUAUCCUUCCAAAAUGCCCGAAUCAGGACGCAACAGCGGAGGUGACCUCUUCGACAUGGCCAAGGACGGGACCACCGUGCCUGCAGACUCGGCCCAGCCUAGAUACAUCCCAUCCAAACCACGGCCAGACCAAAUAGCCUCAGCCAAGGACCCGAACGACCUGGGGGCUCCAACUCUGGCCGAUGCGGCCACUAACGAGACUGACAUCCCAAGGUCCACACGGGAUACCGACACGCAUAAUAUCUUGACCGGAACGGGAGACACGAUCGGGGCACAAGUUGCAGGGAAGAGAACACAUGCAACCCCGGGAGGUACGGUCCGCGACCCUCAGUCGCAGGGUCAGACGAGACUCGCAGAGCAUUCCAAGACAGCUUCGGACUUUGACAAGGGUGCGGGAGAGGGGCCUCGUGCUGAACAUCCUCCGGGCCAGGAACAUUUGAGCGAUGAGCAGGUCAUGGAUAACAUUGAGCGAAAGGAGGUGUAAAUGAGCAGGAAAAGAAAUCAAAUCAAAAAUGAAAAAUGUGCCCGAUAAUCAUCAUUAUUGUACAGUAGGUAUCAUUUGCCUGGUCAGAUAACAAACAGCCCUUAAAUGCAGUGGAAACAUUGUAGGAUUUCUGAGGAGAGGAACCUGUCAAGCCGCACAUCAUCCACUGCGUUCUGCUUACCCUUACCUCUCUUUAUAUGGUAUUCGGAAUGGCCUCACUAGGAGAGGCAGAUGCUGUAGCAUGUUCGCCAAUGGACUUUAAUCUCGAGGCACAAAGCCACUGUUAAAAGCCAUCCCUCACUGGCAUGGAACACUGGUAUUGCAUGGCCAGUAGUGUCC
Exophiala dermatitidis NIH/UT8656 is the source of this 1441-nucleotide messenger RNA. RefSeq lists its product as uncharacterized. The transcript is spliced from 3 exons. The record is from RefSeq and is a predicted model, not a curated record. Lineage: Eukaryota; Fungi; Ascomycota; Eurotiomycetes; Chaetothyriales; Herpotrichiellaceae. Bases 632 to 1102 code for a protein of 156 amino acids.